CGAUCUCCAGGACAGGGGCAUUUGUAUCUAAAUGCGUAUGAGAAAUUUUGCCAGGAUGUAAUUGUUGAAAAAAUUAUACAAAAGCAUAAUGUAUACCGGAUGACCAAGCUGUUUCAAAAGUUCCUUCAUUACGUCAAUAUGGUAGAGGAAAAGGAUGCAUCUAAUUUUAAAGCAUCUCGUCUUAAAACGAGGUUAAAAGUUGGCUACCCACAACUGGUAUUCUUUGCCCCUUCUAAAUGCACACAAAGUGAACUUGUUUAUGUUGAAGCGGUCUCUGCCGGUGAAGUCUUAGAUAAUUUACCUGAUUCUGCAAGUAAUUCUGGGUCUGAAUAUGAGUUGUAUGAUGAAGAAGAUAAUCAACAGACAAAUUGUCAACAACAGUCUUCUUUUCAAGUUGAAAAUAACAUGCUCUUGCUUUAUAGCGGAGCCAUGCUCAUGCAAACAUUAAUCAAAGGUGCUCCGGAGUUUGAUGCACCUUGGCCUCCAACAUCUUAUGACAUUACUCUAGAGAGUGCAAGGAAAAUGGUCCCACUUCCACUGUAUAAUUUCUUAGCAUGGGUAUUAGGCAUGACUGAUGAUCCAGGAUUUGAUGACUAUGCAAAAGUAACGGCAGAAGAGAAUGCCAAAUUGCUCUCCCUGGCACAAGAUGUUAUUUAUGUUUCACAUGCUGGUCGGAAACCAACACCUAAAUAUUUGGCUCUCAGCAUGACAAUUCGCCAGAUGACAGGAUCUUCCGGACUGUUGAAGAUUAUCCAUGGAUUCGGGCAUUGUGCAUCUCAUUCAACCACACUGAGGCAUAUGACACAGCUCUUGCAGAAUUAAAUCUGCAAAGUUCAACAGUGGUGCCUAAAGAAAUUCUUCCAAACAAGCAUACAACACUAAUUUGGGAUAAUGAUGACUUUCAGGAAGAAUCUAAAUCAUCUACGCACAUUACUAAUGGAAUUGCGGUACAAAGAGCUUUGAAUGAGGAUGUAAUUACUAUUCCGCCAUUAGUAAAGACGAGAAGAAAAAGCUUAGAUGAUCCAUGCUGUGAAUUGAUGCCAUAUUCAAUAGGAAAGAAAAAGUCCAUUGAUGUGUUAGAGCAGUGUUCUGAUCUUGAAUUUGAAGAAGAGUGUCAUUCUACUCAUCAGAUAUCUGAAAAUAAACUGGAUUUGGUAUACUGCCUUUUAAAGCUAUCCUUCAUUGAUAAUUCAGAGCUUCUUCCUGAUUGGACAGGAUUCAACACACUGCUAUCAAGAAACGAUACUUCAGCUUUAAAUUUGUCAAGAAUAGGUUACCUACCAGUUAUUGAAGGAUCUCCAACACAGUACACAACAGUUUACACAGUUUUCGUAAAGAGCUUAGAAAUAGCUGCCAAGUUAAAUCUUGAGUAUGUAGUUCUUGUGUUUGAUGAGGUCAUAUAUGCAAAGGCCCAACAGAUUCGCUGGAAGAAUGAAAGUUUCAUGGUCAAAACUAUUUUGCGUCUUGGUGAUUUCCACGCAGUGAUGAGCUUUUGUGGAGCGAUAUCAAGGAUCUUUCAAGAUGCAGGUUUAAGGGUAUGUAAUUUAUAAGCCAAUGCAUGUGCACAUGAGUGUGCAUCCAUUUAAUACUUGUAUGUUGUUGUUUUUCAUCAGGAUGUACUUGUAGAAUCUGGUGUUGUGGGACAAAAUACUGUUAAUGGAGUUAUGAGUGGGAAAUUCUAUAAUGGGAGUGUGAAAUGUCACAAAAUAAUGCACGAGGCUUUGGAGAUUAUCCGUUUCCAAUGUUUUAUGGACAAUUGUUCCCCAGAACGUGCAUGUGAAAUUGAAUCAUUGUUGUGCAACAUUAGAGAUGCUUUCCUGAAUGAAGAAUUCUAUGACUACCUUGAAUCACCAGAACUGAAAGCAAUUUCCAACCUUCGCCCUGUGGUCUACUUACAUUGA
This is a messenger RNA of Paramuricea clavata, 1901 nucleotides long. Lineage: Eukaryota; Metazoa; Cnidaria; Anthozoa; Malacalcyonacea; Plexauridae. The record is from the annotation of a GenBank genome assembly.